Molecule: messenger RNA, 1793 nt
Organism: Juglans regia (Persian walnut)
Lineage: Eukaryota; Viridiplantae; Streptophyta; Magnoliopsida; Fagales; Juglandaceae
Product: BAG family molecular chaperone regulator 1-like
Exons: 5
Coding region: 532-1521 (329 amino acids)
Biological process (GO): protein stabilization
Cellular component (GO): cytoplasm
Molecular function (GO): adenyl-nucleotide exchange factor activity; protein-folding chaperone binding
Source: RefSeq, a predicted model, not a curated record
CUCGUUUUUUAAUAUUCAUUUUCAUUAUCAAUUUCCUCCCCUCUCUGUGUCUCUCUUCUUCCACGAGUUUUCCCGAGCUAGGAGGAUAGAGAGAGAGAGAGAGAAUUUUUUGAUACUUUGAUAUUCUGUUUCUUUGGAGUUUGCUUUCGCAUUGGUCUUACCGGCACUUUCUUGGGAAAUACCGCAGGUUUCAUUCUUGGGUUUUGAUUUUUUUUCGCGAGAAAAAAGGCUUUUCGGCCAAGAAAAUCUAGAGCUACUUGACUACAUUUUUGCUCAAGAGAUCUAUCUAUAAUUCGAGCUUUGACAGGUGCUAGAUUUUUGGGUUGCCGACGGCUCUUUUCGCUGGCACGCGAUCUUUGCGUGGUUUUCUUGGAGAUUAAGCUUGAGGGGUUCAAUUUUUUCGUAUGCAGGACGCCAGUGAUUGUGCAGAGAUUACCAGGAACCAAACUUCACGGACGGAGAUCUGAGGUUCUUCGUACACAUUUUUGCGACAAAAUAAAACAAGAGAUCAAGGCAGCUAGCUAGCCAAAGAUGAUGACUAAGACCACGGGGGUGGGACGAAUGAAUGGUGUCGGUGGUGCUGCCGAUUCAGGAGGAGCUGCCGAGUGGGAAAUGAGGCCCGGAGGAAUGUUAGUUCAGAAGCGAGACCCGGACUCCGAUCUUAACUCGGUCCCGGCACCGACAAUUAGAGUAAAGGUCAAGUUCGGGUCAACCUACCACGAAAUCUAUAUCAGUUCUCAAGCUACCUUCGGAGAGUUGAAAAAAAUGUUGUCGGGACCGACAGGGUUGCACCAUGAAGAUCAAAAGUUGAUAUACAAAGAUAGAGAGAGAAAUUCAAAGGCCUUCCUUGACAGUGCUGGGGUGAAAGACCGAUCAAAGAUCGUGCUAGUCGAGGACCCCAUUAGUCAAGAAAGACGGUAUCUUGAGAUGAGACGAAAUGCAAAGAUGGAGAAGGCAUCGAAAUUCAUCUCAGAAAUCAGCUUGGAGGUUGAUAGGCUUGCUGGCCAGGUGUCGGCUAUGGAAUCCAUAAUCAAUAAAGGUGGGAAAGUCGCGGAAACAGAUGUGCUUACUCUGAUUGAGCUAUUGAUGAAUCAGUUGCUUAAAUUAGACGGAAUUAUGGCUGAUGGGGAUGCGAAAUUGCAGAGGAAAAUGCAGGUGAGAAGAGUGCAAAAGUAUGUUGAAACUCUAGACAUGUUGAAGAUUAAAAACUCCAAGCCCACCAGCAAUGGAGGUCAAAAUCCAAUGCAGCAUCAUCAGAGGCAAUCAAAUGGUCAAAUACGAGCACCAACCCACGGGCAGCAACCAAGGCAAUCCGAUGGGCAAAGACUCGCACCAAUUCAUGAGCAGCAGCAGCAACAUGAGAAGCAAUCAAAGCAUUCGACAACAGGGGUAGUUGUUACGACCAAAUGGGAGACAUUCGAUUCGAACCCUGCUUUAGUUCCUCUCCCUUCCACAUCCACACCCACCUCAGCCACUCACAACUCAGUCCAACCCAAGUUCAAUUGGGAAUUCUUCGAGUAAGCCAUAGGCCACGUUUUUUUGUUUUUGUUUGUGUGGAUGUGUUUUGGACUUAUCUUUUUACCUGGCUUGUGAUCCUUUUUCUCCAUUCUUUUCUGUACCUAGAUUUUGUUGAGCACCCCCUUUUGGUCUGUCAUUGGGUUCAUCACAUAUAAAUGGGGUCAGUACCAUAUUCAUCAGGUGUAUGCUUCUGUUUCUGCAGAUAGCCUUAUCACCUUGUGAUCCCAUUUGGACAAUGAAUGUUCUCACUCUUAUCUUAUUGAUAUUUUUCAUCU